GUUCUGUUUUAUAAUAACGUGUUUGGAACAGCUGAUCGAGUGGCCGCGUGUCCUGCACAUGUGCUCGGCUACUCUACUCUACUACGUUAGUGCAAUGUACCUAUAUGUGAAUGUAUUCGUGCUUGACAAAUAUUUGACGUAAGCGUGGCCGUACCGGUGAAUGUUACGUUUUUUUUUGGAUUAAAAAAGAAACUGAAAAGAUGAAGCUGUGUAUAUAUUUGCUUCUGAGUUUUUUGGCAGUGCGCGCGUCGCCCGAACCGCGGCGAAUCAACACGCUGUCAGAGCCGCCACACCACGUCGACUUCACGAACGACACAGGCGCCAUGCUCAGCUGCAGCAUCAAGGGCCAGUAUCAAGUCGACUGGCUUUUAGCGGACAAUUCUCCGCUGGUCGCGGUAAGCGGGCUGCGCAGGGUACUUCUAAAUGGCUCGCUGGAGUUUGCGCCGUUCUCAGCUGAGCGGUAUCGGAGGGAUGUUCACGCGGCUACGUACAAAUGUCGAGUGAAAUUAAACAGCGGAUAUACCAUACUGUCAAAGAACAUACAUAUACAUGCAGUGGUGGAUGGUGCAUGGGACGUGUACGUACGUGACGAGUACGUGAUGUCAGGCAACACGGCGGUGCUACGGUGUGCGGUGAGCGCGCAUUGUGCUGACCGUGUUGAUACCACCGAUUGGUUCACAGAGGAUGACGUCAAUGUUGUCAGAUACUUAGGGGCGAAGUAUCAGAGUUUAGACGACGGUUCGCUGUAUAUAAGCUCUGUUAGCGCUAACGACCGCUACAGCGCUUUUCGCUGCAGGGUGCGCGAUAGAAUCACCGGCAAUAUGCAUUUCAGUCAGUACUUUGGUCGGAUAAUAGUGACAGAACCAAAGGGCGAAGUGCGGCCACGUCUGGUGCUGGAGACGCGGACUAGAAGAGUGCAGGUGGGACACGAAGUGCGACUGCCCUGCGCCGGACACGCCUGGCCAGUGCCUAGUUACAGGUGGUUUCGCGAGCAUCACGAACAGUUGAUACCGCUAGAGAAAUCGUCUGUUUGGCAAAGAGCGGUACUGCUUGGGGGCGGUCUACUAAGCAUACAGAAGGUUAGAAGAGAGGAUGCUGGAAGAUUUGUAUGCUACCUUAAUAACACAGCUGGUGAAGAAGCUUUACGUUUUACUCUCAUAGUAACAGAACCAAUCUCCGUCCGUGUAAAACCCGAAGUGAUCCGAACAAAGCCGAACACGAACAUAACUUUCGACUGCAAAGUAUCAGGACAUCCGAUAGAAAUAGUUUACUGGUUACACAACUCUAAAGUUGUCAAAUCGUGCGACAGAGUGAGGAUAUCAGAAGACGGCUUUAGGAUACAUAUCAAGAACACACAGGCAAACGAUGAGGGCGUUUAUCAGUGCUUUGCAAGCAAUAUGCGGGAUCAAGCGUACGGCAUAUCGGAAUAUUCGAUUGAUCAGUCAGAAAGUCGUGUGCUCGGUGUGGGCAAUCGGUCGCGGCGGACGCCUCACGCCCGCAGCGCGCACGUACAUGAUACCGCAGACUGGAACUUCACUGGAAACAGAGAAUCCAAGCCGGAGCUGGUGUAUUGGUUUUCGGAGCAGACCCUGCAGCCCGGGCCCAGCGUGUCUCUGAAGUGUGUCGCCAUGGGACAUCCUCCACCACAGUUCUCAUGGACGCUUGACGGGUUUCCUAUUCCUACUAACUCGAGAUUCGUUGUCGGUCAACACGUUACGCUCCAAGACGACGUUGUCAGCCAUCUUAACAUCAGUCGUGUGACGGAACAAGAUGGCGGCGAGUACGCUUGUGUUGCCAGCAAUACGGCGGGUAAAGCCAGCCACGCAGCCAGAGUGAACGUGUAUGGCUUACCUUAUAUUCGGGAAAUGCCCAAAGUGACUGCGGUAGCUGGAAGUGAUUUGAAUAUAAAAUGUCCUGUCGCCGGUUAUCCUAUUGAAUCCAUCACGUGGGAACGAGAUGGUCAAACGUUACCACUCAAUCGACGGCAAAAAGUGUUCCCCAACGGCACAUUGGUGGUGGAGCAAACUCAACGUGGGGAGGACGCUGGUACAUACACCUGUCAAGCUUCCAACAGACAGAGGCAUGCCGCUAGAAGAGAUGUAGAAGUGCAAAUACUUGUACAGCCAAAGAUCUUACCCAUACAGCCGUUAACAAAUCUUCUUCGAGAAGGCAUGAGGGCGGCUAUCUCCUGUCAGAUUUUAGAAGGAGAUCUUCCGAUAGCUUUUCGUUGGGAGAAGAACGGACAACCAGUGACAUCGUCUCCGUACGCACCGAGUGGCAUAAUCACCCGUAGGAUGGAUGAAUACAGCGCCUCGCUCGUUAUCGAACAUAUUACAUCAUUACACAGCGGAAAUUACACCUGCAUAGCUUCCAAUAUCGCAGGAUCCGAACGUUUUACAGUACCUCUUACUGUUAAUGUGCCGCCGAGAUGGCGACUGGAGCCAAACGACAUUGCGGUAGCGGCCGGCCAAGACGUCACGUUGCAAUGCCAAGCUGACGGAUAUCCGAAGCCAAAUAUUACGUGGAAGAAAGCAGUAGGUAACACGCCGGGGGAAUACAAAGAUUUUCUAUUCGAGGGCAGCUCCAGGGUGCUUGACAACGGCUCUCUGAUAUUCGAGCGCGUCGCCAAAGAUAGCGAGGGACACUACCUUUGUGAGGCGAGGAACGACAUCGGCGCUGGUCUCAGCAAGUUGAUAUUUCUAAAAGUUAACGCGCCGGCGCGGUUCCCUAUGAAGAGUAAAACAGUGCAGGUGACGGCCGGCGAGGCGGCGCACCUACAAUGCGCAGCUUCAGGCGAUGCUCCACUAGAAGUCAGCUGGAGGAGCCCACAUCAUCACACGAUAGCACACCAUCUAGAUCAAAGAUACACAAUACGUGAACAAGUUCUUGAUGACGGACUUGUUUCAGAGCUGAGUAUUCUACAGACAUACAGGCAAGAUACCGGCGCGCUAACUUGUAGAGCAUCCAAUGCAUACGGACAAGACGAAAUGCUUAUACACCUCGUUGUUCAAGAGGUACCAGAAAUGCCAAAAAAUAUCAGAAUAAUAGAUCAACAAUCGAGAUCAAUACAAAUAUCGUGGACACAACCGUAUGCAGGAAAUAGUCCAAUUAUUAAUUACAUCGUACAAUACAAGGAAGCACCAGAACCAUGGCCGACAACGCCUCAGAAGGUGAUAGUACCGGGAAGUGUAACCUCAGCGAGCGUACAGAACUUGCAGCCGGCGACCUCGUACCAUCUGCGCAUCAUUGCCGAGAACAGACUCGGUCAGAGCGAGCCCAGCCAACUUGUACAAGUUACCACUACUGAAGAAGUUCCGAGUGGCCCGCCGUUGGACGUUAGGGUCGAGCCUAAAAGUUCUACGGAGCUAAUCGUCAGCUGGGAUCCGCCGCAGAAGGAUUUAUGGAACGGAAAUAUUCUCGGUUAUUAUGUAGGAUUUCAAGAAUUAAAUAGCAACAGUUCAGUCCUGAUAGCGAGCGGUCCUGGCGGGGCGUCGUACACGGUGCGAACUGUGGAGGGCACGGGGUCAGCGCGGGCGCGCACUACGCUCUCCGCGCUGCAGAAACACACCGCGUACGCUGUGGUAGUGCAGGCUUACAACAGCCGCGGCGCCGGGCCCGCCUCGCCGCCCACGACUGCCACCACUAUGGAAGACGUGCCAAGCCUUCCUCCCGGAUCCUUACAAUGCGCGGCGCUGAGCUCGCAGUCGGUGCGAGUCACGUGGGAACCGCCUCCCGUCAGAGGGCGCAACGGAGUGUUGCAGGGAUACAGGGUCACUUAUGCACCUGUCACGGAUUGGUAUGGGGUAGAAGAUGCAGUUACAAAGCAAAUAUCAGCACUCCAUACGACGUUGUCAGGACUACGACGAUAUACAAACUAUUCUGUCACUGUUUGUGCCUUUACCGCUGCUGGUGAUGGCGUCAGAGCUGCGCCUGUUUACUGUCAGACUGAAGAAGAUGUACCUUCCGCUCCAGCUGACAUCAAAGCAGUUGUUUCAUCACGCAACAAGAUACUUGUCUCAUGGCUUCCACCGACAUCACCUAAUGGUGUUCUAGUUGGAUAUACUUUGUAUAUGAGUGUCAUAGAAGAUGGACGAGAAGAAGGUACUCAUAAACGAAUGCUGUCUCCGAGUACAUUAUCACAUGAAACCGCGAGAUCCCCACCGAGAGGGACUCAUCAAUUUUGGGUAUCUGCUUCUACAAGACUUGGGGAGGGUGAAGCGACCAGAGUUGUUACUGUUUUGCCAUCAGACUCAGUGCCAGCAAGAAUUACCUCCUUCAGUCGUAGUAUAGUUACCCCAUGGAAGGAAAAUAUUUCAUUGUCGUGUAACAAAGUUGGCGUACCAACACCAUCUACCACUUGGAGUAUGAACGGUGCAGUACUGGAAUCGACUUUGAGAAAAAACGUUAGCAAUGACGGAACUUUGAUAAUCAGUAUGACACAGUACGCGGACAGUGGUAACUACACGUGUGCGGUGGAGAAUGCUCAUGGGCGUGACGACGUGACUUACAGUGUGGAAGUGAAGGUGCCUCCUCAGCCGCCAGUGCUAGCCGUAGUCGAUUCCUACGCGGACUCGCUACACCUACAAUGGAGUGACCAGGGGGACGGAGGCAGCCCUAUCUUAGGGUACGUGAUAAACUACAAGCGCGAGCACGGCGACUGGGAGGAGCUGCAAGUGGAAGCGGGCACAUCGGAGCACGUUCUGCCCAACCUGUGGUGCGGCACGCGGUACCAGCUUUAUAUCACCGCCUUCAACCGCAUCGGUACUGGCCUGCCCUGUGACAUCGUGCAUGCCUAUACUAAGGGCACUGUUCCCGUGAAACCAAAACACUCACAGAUGAUCACGCUCAAUACGACAACGGUAACGGUUUGGUUGGACUCCUGGGGAGAUGGUGGCUGUGGAAUACUAUACUUUGUUAUUGAAUAUAGGGAAAUAAGUCAAACACCGUGGCGGCUGGUGUCGAACAGCGUGCAGGCGACGGAGCGCGUGUUCAGCGUCACCGGGCUGGCCGCCGCCACGCACUACCAGCUGCGCAUCACCGCCCACAACAACGCCGGACACGCGCUCGCUCUGUACAACUUCACCACGCACUCCCUCACCGGCAUAGUGGAGGGCGAGGUGUCGCCGGCGCCGAAAUUACGAAUAAUCGUUAUUAUCUUCUUCACUGGACAAAUUAAACUGAAAAAAGCAGGCACAACAGAGAGUGCGGCGCCGGAGGCAGGCGUGGGCGAGUCGCCGUCAGUAGCGCAGCUGCAGAACAAAGUAAACCGCGACCAGCAGUACCUGGCGGCGCGCGCACAGCAUCCCGCUCCACCGCACCACUACAAGCACGCAUCUAAUGAAUACAUCGAAGACAUCUGCCCAUACGCGACGUUCCAGCUGACGAAGCCCGCGUACAGCGAGAGCAGUUACAGCGGCAACGUGUACAGCGGCCCUUACCACUCCGUGCGCGGCUCCUUCGUCUACCACGACCUCAAGCAAAAUGACAAAUAUAAGGGCAAAGAACCGGAGUAUACAAAAGUGAGAAGAAAAGGCGCCAGACUUCGAGACCCGCAUUCGGAGAGCCAAGAGUCGGACAACUUGGGCUCAACGGACUCGGAGGUGAAGAAGAUAUUAACGCUGCACCUGCCCAUUACAGAGUACGAGGAUGACGCCAGCGACGACGCUAGCGCCCCCCACUCCGACAGCGAACCUGCCGCCAGGAUACGACCUGCGCACCCCACUACCUACCCGAGUGUAGAGCGCGAGGAGUCAUCGUCUUCGUCGGAGAAUUCGGUAGGUGGCGUUGUCCGCAAGGCGUUCCCGAGCCGCAAGGGCAAAGCGGGCGCGCUCGGCAAGCGACACGUGCGCUCCUCCAGCGGAUACAGCAGUCACAAUGAUGAAACUACUUUCAGCAUAUCAAACUACCCGUCGUUCAACGAGCACAUUCACCCGCCUUCGAGGUUCUCGGACGACACAGAGUGCGAGAGUCACCAUCGCCGCAAGCCAAGCCGCGCUCACGACAAGACCUCGCGUGAAGCAUUCCAGAUUAAUGUAUGAACACCUAUUUAAAUUACGGAUAAAUGACAUAGAAACUUUAUUCAAAUUAUGUAAACACAACCUAACGUGUGAAUACAUUUUCACAUGUAAAUAAAAUUAACAAUUUUUGUAACUGUAUUUCAUAUACAUACAUUCUUCUGGUUUAUUCAAUCAAACAUGAUUAAAAACGAUCAUAAAAUCAUGAAGUUAAGUUAACCUUGUUAAUUAAAUAAGUUCUUAGUGACUAUGAACUAAAUUAAAUUAAUAAUC
Molecule: messenger RNA, 6287 nt
Organism: Papilio polytes (common Mormon)
Lineage: Eukaryota; Metazoa; Arthropoda; Insecta; Lepidoptera; Papilionidae
Gene: Dscam4
Product: Down syndrome cell adhesion molecule-like protein Dscam2
Exons: 39
Coding region: 201-6038 (1945 amino acids)
Biological process (GO): cell-cell adhesion; axon guidance
Cellular component (GO): plasma membrane; axon
Molecular function (GO): protein binding
Source: RefSeq, a predicted model, not a curated record